Misgurnus anguillicaudatus (oriental weatherfish) is the source of this 3381-nucleotide messenger RNA. RefSeq lists its product as uncharacterized. Lineage: Eukaryota; Metazoa; Chordata; Actinopteri; Cypriniformes; Cobitidae. Gene Ontology annotation, biological process: circadian regulation of gene expression; negative regulation of DNA-templated transcription. Gene Ontology annotation, molecular function: RNA polymerase II cis-regulatory region sequence-specific DNA binding. Gene Ontology annotation, cellular component: nucleus. The record is from RefSeq and is a predicted model, not a curated record.
CACAUGUUGACGUUGGAAUGAGAGAGAGAGAGAGAGAGAGAGAGAGAGAGAGAGAGAGAGAGAGAGAAGCCGGAGAGGGGAGCAGAUCUGUGGGAUAGUAGACAGGACCGUCAAGAAGGGUCGGCAUUGCUUUUAAAAGUCAUGCAGUCCACAGGAAGAACUUCCUCUCAGCCCUCACAGGAUUCGCUGUGCUCAAAUGACAGUUUACCGUUCAGCGAUGAUGAUCCGGACAUCUUCCUGCUGGAUCACGGAUCACACGGAGCCCAUUCUGCCCAGUCCGCUCGCUCUGACACAAGUGUUUACAGUGUGGACGGAGAGGCCACGCGUCCUGGAUCUCAGUGUGCGUGUGAUGGGUUCAGUGAAUCCAGUGACCCUACGCAAUCAGGACGAGGGAAAGCCGGAAAACGAACGGAAGGAGACGUGCUAUUUGCGCGGAAGUGUUUAGAGCUACAGGGUUUUGUCAGGCCUCUGCUGGAGCUUCUCAAUGGACUGAAAAAAGGACGAUUUGACAAAGGCCUCAGCAGUUUUCAACAGAGUGUCGCAAUGGACAGAAUACAAAGGAUUGUGGGAGUCCUGCAGAAACCACAUAUUGGAGAGAAGUACUUGCCCACUUUAUUGCAGAUAGAGGUGAUGUUGAAGCUUUGGUUUCCUCAAGUGACUCCUCAAGUUUCUGUGACACCAAACUCUGCCGACCUUUCACCUUCCAGCAUUUCCAUCCAGAGCCGGAGCAAUAUCACGCCACCACACAAGCACAAAGACCAGCUACACAUUCCAGUCAAGAAGCGAAGGUUGAGCUGGUCAGACACAGACUCGCCAUCCUCUUCCCCUCUUGUGUUGUUUAAGCAGUCGAAAGUCAAAGGUGGUGAAGACCAUCAGUUGCCAUAUGUUGACGGCGAGGAGGGCUCUUCCUCCCACGCGAGCCAAUCCGAAAGGAGAGUAGGUGAAACGUCGGAGCACAAGGUCAUCCGGUGGCCCGGUUCCAAACUGACGUGGGUGCACGUCGCUCCCAUCUUCUCCCCGCCUAAAUCCGGACCUUCCCAUAAAGUAGGAGCUAAAGAGCGAGGUGGCGGCUACGUCCUCCUUCCAGUUUCGCCCCUCACCAGCAGGAGCAGCCCAGCCACACAGGACAGCUCUGUCUCGUCCACGACACCUUUUUCAGAGCCAGAUGGCAGCCAAUGCCAGCCUGUCACAUCGGGGACUGCGAGUGCUUUGCAGGGGUGUGUUCAGAGCCCACCAAUCACAAUGAAGCCUUCAUGUCUGGUACGGCAGAGCCCUUUACAAACCUGAUGCAGAAAACCAAGCACAAACCACAGCGAGACUUCUCUGUGUCAGGGGACAUCAAAUAAUAUGGUUUUGUCUAUUGAAGUGAUUGCUAAAACAGUAUUUGAAAAGAACCUCGGAGAGGUUUAAAUUCAACUUGGAUCACAAAAAGGAAAUUUGGUGAUAUUUAAGUUACACACUUUAGGAAAAUGUGAGAUCUUGGAUGGUCCUGCAGUGUGGACAGUGUGUUAAAAUGUAAAGGAGAGUUAUAGUCAUUGCUACAGUCUCAAAAUAUAGUCAAAAUAAGUCCCGAAUGCAAUACGUCUUGUUAAAUCGAUGGCAUCAUUUGAAUAUUUUAUAUCAUUGAAAAAGAUUUUGGCCAGUUAAUGCCAUUACUCUGUCUUUCACAUUGCUACUGAGAAUAGUGGGAUUUGUUUGUUUAUUAUAAUAUUUUAUAAAAGUUGACAGAGCGAAUAGUGAAACACAGCAGUAUAGGAUCCAAAGGAAAAAAUGUAGCAAAGGUAUAACACAUUUACAAUAAGGUUGUAUUUGUUAACAGCUAACAAUGAACAAUACUUAAACAGCAUUUAUUAAUCAUUGUUAAUGUUAGUUAAUGCCAAUACAAUUGUUUAUGCAAGUUCAUUGUGCAUUAACUAAAUAGUUACAUUUAAUUUUAUAAAUGUAUUAGUAAAUGCUGUUUAGCUUAUAGUUCAUGUUAACAUUGUUAUCAUUGUUAGUGCGUGUUAACAAAUACAAACUUACUGUAAAGCAUUACCCAGAUUGUUAAUAUCUGAUCUCUUGAGUCAAGGAUGUUACCGUUUUGUUACUGUAUUUUAUAAAGGCAGUCAUUUUUUCCAUCCCAGUGGGAUUUUUUGUGCUUGCAGUGGUGAGAUUUAAAAUGUAAAUGAAACCACUUCAUUUAUUUGCUAUAAAAUCCACCAGUACUAUACGGUUUAAGUCAGCAUGGCUGAAUGAAAUGAAAUCAGAUACCAUGAUCAACCUGAUUUAAUGCAGGAAGUUAUGUAAUAUCCUGGUUGAGAGAAGAAAAAAAAUGUACACGAGUCUGAUUUAAGCGAUAUCUUUAAUUUAUGUUUAUGGUGCUGAGUGUCUACUAAAAGACUGAAAAGAUAAAUCAAAUACUGAGAUGGAGCCAGGAGUGACUCUAAUAUGCCAACCCAUCUUUAUUUAUUCAUUUAUUUAUGUUUUUAUGUAUUUAUUCACAAGGCAGCUGAGUUUACGUGAGCUUGGUCUGCUAUGGACUCUGGAGUGUUUGAGGUUUUUAUAUAUCUAUAUUAAAGAGGAAGUGUGAGAUCUCAGAUUGGAAACUCUGUGCCUUUUCUCCAAAAAAUAACCACACUUAUGAUUGUGUUUUUAUCAUAUGGACUGAACACAAAUAGCAAAACGUUUUUAAUGCACAGAUUGAUUGAUUCAUGAGAAUAAAGUAUUCUUGUGAGCAAAUGAGAAUUGCAAUAACCAAUAGCAGCAUGGGGAACUGGUGUGUUCAAUAAAAGUGAAUUAGUUGUCAUAGCAACAUUUGAAGUGACGCUGUAUUUUCUGACCAAUACUGCAGGCAGUUUUGAUGCACUUAUGAUCCACCAAAAGUUUUUUGGGGCUUAAUAAAUUAUGUUGAAAAUCAUUUAUGCAACAUUGAAUUUAAUAACUAGAUGUAAACAACAUUAUAAAAAUGCACUUCACAUGCUGCUAGUUGCUGAUUUAAUCAUUAAAGGGAUUUUAUUUGCUUAAAAAAACAGUUAUUUGCCCCUAUAGCAAUAGAAAUUUUGCUAUGCUGAAAACCAUAAGUGAAAAUGUAUUGUGUAAUUGACUUUUUUUACGUAAUGAUUUUGUAGACAUCGGUUGCACUUAUUUUUUAUUUCCAAGUUUUAUACUGUAUAGGCCAAGAGGGUUGAUCAUAAAGUAUGUGUCUUGGUUAUUUAAACUGUCCGUUUUUUAUAUAACUGUACUCUACUGUCUUCUUUCAGCUGUAUACUGUACUUUCUAGUCACUUUUCCCAGCCCCUAUAUUUUUCUCUUCUGUACAUCUCUCUCUUUAUGUCUGCACUUGUACUAUUCUUCAUGCUUUUUCAACAAAGACAGACCUUUUAAUAAACAAUACAUUUUGAAA